Baudoinia panamericana UAMH 10762 is the source of this 450-nucleotide messenger RNA. RefSeq lists its product as uncharacterized. The transcript has a single exon. The record is from RefSeq and is a predicted model, not a curated record. Lineage: Eukaryota; Fungi; Ascomycota; Dothideomycetes; Mycosphaerellales; Teratosphaeriaceae. Bases 151 to 312 code for a protein of 53 amino acids.
AUAGUGGCCAAGUGUUUACUGUUAAGCACGGCGACGCUGUCGAAGUAGUUACUGCCAGGUUUCACAUUGGACUCAGCGCGAUUGAGAACGUCUGAUUUUGCUGUGUCCCACGAUGCCUUCAAGGGAAGUGGAUUGUGCGCGAAUAGUCUGAUGGCCCGAGGACAUACGUCUCCAGUCGGACGCGCUGCAAAUGCCGCUGUCGCCCCGUCGUUAGCGAUUAGGCCGCAAUCCUCGCCGAGAGCUCAAGCGCGAGCGUCGUUGGCUAGGCAGUGCUUGUACAACAGCUUGAUCUGCAGCUUAGAGGACUUGUAAACUGUCUCCUUGAUCGUGCGGCCCACAUGUUGUACGUGGAUGAGGUCAGCCAGUGCAACCUGGCUGAGGAUGCUUUCACAGAGCUCGAAAGUGUCGAUAAGUCGUUAGAUCGGAGCCACGUUCGGGUGGUUGCUCUUG